Messenger RNA from Venustampulla echinocandica, 1884 nucleotides. RefSeq lists its product as uncharacterized. Bases 1 to 1884 code for a protein of 627 amino acids. Lineage: Eukaryota; Fungi; Ascomycota; Leotiomycetes; Helotiales; Pleuroascaceae. Gene Ontology annotation, molecular function: FMN binding; flavin adenine dinucleotide binding; [methionine synthase] reductase (NADPH) activity. Gene Ontology annotation, biological process: homocysteine metabolic process. The transcript has a single exon. The record is from RefSeq and is a predicted model, not a curated record. Gene Ontology annotation, cellular component: cytosol.
AUGGAUGCUACAUUGACGGCCAGUCUGCCAUUGCGGCCAGCCUCGAUUCCCAUAUCACGCCCCCAACAAAUAAUGCGCACGAAGACAACUUCCCAUUGCAUCCCCGAAGAUCCAACUUCGACUGCAUCACCCAGGUCGGGCGCCCCCUCACUCACAUAUUCUUCCUCCUCGGACGAGCCCGAAGAGCCCUUGCCCCCCCGUCGGCGAAGGGCGUCGACGAAGUUGAUCUCGCAGAAUGCGGCUGACGUCCAACGACUCAUUGGCGAGCCCGCCACACGGUUGAUUGAAAAAUGCUGCGGAGGUGGAUGCUGCAUGGCCGUAACGCAGACAGAUGGACUCGAUUAUGAACGCGUUCCGGUUCCGGACAAUGAUGCCUUCAGGGCCUUGGAAUUGAAAGUGGGAGUGAUUCCAACGACCUUGUCAGGGAUACCACAAUUGCCUGCAAAGACCGUCUCUCUGCUGCCGGUCCAAAACCCCCCCGCCGUUCCUUUAGCCACCGAUUCUGCGAACACAUCCACGCAGGAGCCAAAGGAUGGCUCAAUCGACUUCACACCAUCACAGGAUUCACACGGAGUUGAUACCUCCGUCCACCCGCCCAGUUUUGUCCAGCCUCAUCCCCCAUAUAACGUCUACUCGGCUCGUAUUUUUACAGCUCGUGAGCUAACGAGGCCGGGAGCUGAGAAACGCACCUAUCAUUUCGAUUUGGAUGUUACCGAUUAUCCGGAGGAGUUGGGGGUAGAUUUCAAGGUUGGAGGCGCCAUUGGGGUCAUGGCUCCCAACGAGGAUUCAGUGGUGGACGAGCUAUUGGAGCUCCUCCUCAUCCCGCGCUAUAUCCGCGAUCGCCCAGUUCUUCUAAAGACAGAGAGUGGCCGCUGGCCUACAGUUUGGUGCGAGGACCAACCGCGAGAGCUCAUCACCACGCGCCGCGACCUCCUUACUUGGUGCAGCGAUAUCCAAUCAUACCCCCCAACGAAGCCGCUCCUGCGUAUUCUCGCUGAAUACGCGACUGAUCCGGCCGAGAAGAAGAUCCUCUCGUACAUAUGCAGUGCUGAAGGGCAGGGAGUCUUCUGCGAUUUCCGCACAGGGCCGCAUAUCACAAUCAAUCAACUACUCCACGCCUUCCCCAGCAGCAAGCCUCCUCUUGACCACCUCCUCUCCCAUCUCCAGCAGCUAAUGCCGAGAUUCUACUCCCUCUCCAAUGAUCCUCAUGAGUCCUGCGUUCCCGCUGCUGGGUGUGCUCGCCUGGUCGAAAUUGCGGUUACCGUCCAUGAGACGCCAAAUUGGAGAAAUGGUGAACGGACUGGAGUCGGAAGUGGGUUUUUCGAACGCCAGGCUCGGAAGUUUAUUGAGGCUGAGAAGAGAGGCGAGAAACUCGACUUACGCAUUCCUAUGUUCAAGGGAUUAAUGGCAAAUCCUCUUGCACGAGAGUUCGUUGCCGAUGGACCUAUGCUCUUGAUCGGUGCCGGUGUCGGCGUGGCGCCUUUCAGGGGCUUCGUGCAGAGACGAUUGAAGAAUGCCAACUGUGCGAACAAAGUCUGGGUGCUUCAAGGAGUCAGGGAUUCCCUCCUUGAUGAAUUAUAUUCUGGUGAAUGGGGUGUACAUGAAGAUGAAGUUAAGAAGGUCGUGCAGAGCAGGAGGCCUGGAUCCGGUCAUCCGAAAUACGUCCAAGAUGAAGUUAGAGCCCAAGCUGAUCUUGUCUGGUUCAUUAUUAACAGUCUUGACGGGAGAGUAUUUGUUUGCGGGAGUAGCAAGGGGAUGGGCGAGGGCGUCGAAGACGCCUUGAUCGAUGUUGCGAUGUUGAAGGGGAAUCUCUCCCGCGAGCAAGCGACUGAAUUUUGGGAUUUGAAGAAGAAUGCGGGGCAGUAUAUUGCGGAGACAUGGUGA